Eufriesea mexicana is the source of this 768-nucleotide messenger RNA. RefSeq names its product dolichyldiphosphatase 1. The transcript has 5 exons. The record is from RefSeq and is a predicted model, not a curated record. Gene Ontology annotation, biological process: protein N-linked glycosylation; lipid biosynthetic process. Gene Ontology annotation, molecular function: dolichyldiphosphatase activity. NCBI's taxonomy places the organism in Eukaryota, Metazoa, Arthropoda, Insecta, Hymenoptera, Apidae. Gene Ontology annotation, cellular component: intracellular membrane-bounded organelle; endoplasmic reticulum membrane.
AUGGCAUCGUUAGACAAUGACUCGUUUUAUGAAAUUAAAUCACAUUUUGUUGAUACUGUUAAAAAAUCUGAAUGGGUUCCCUUAUCUCUUACUUUUGUUGAGUAUCCUCAAGGUGAUUUAUUUGGAAAAUUCUUAGCUUUAAUAAGUUUAAUACCAUUUGCUAUUAUAGCUGGUUUCAUAACAUUAAUUCUUUUUAGAAGAGAUUUACAUACAAUUACAUUUUUUGGCGGUGUUCUAAUUAAUGAAUGUAUAAAUUCUAUAUUAAAACACACUAUAUGUGAACCAAGACCAAUGAAACGUGAAUCUAUUUAUGUUGAAUAUGGUAUGCCAUCAAUGCAUGCACAGUUCAUAUGGUUUUUUACUGCAUAUACUAUACUUUUUAUAUGCAUCAGGUUACAUCACAAUAAUAAUAGUAGUAUUUCAGAAAAGUUCUGGAGAAUUAUUAUCAUAGCUGCUUGUAUAAUUGUUGCUAUUUUAGUUACAUACAGCAGAGUUUAUUUAUUAUAUCACAGUAGUUCUCAGGUACUGUGGGGUACAUUCAUAGGUAUUAUAUUGGGGACAACAUGGUUUAUAAUUACAUACAUAGUUCUUACACCAAUAUUUCCUAUAAUUGUUUCAUGGUAAGUAGUUAAAUAUCUGUUAUUACGAGAUACAACAUUAAUUCCUAACAUCCUUUGGUUUGAAUAUACAAAUAUUCGUACAGAGGCACGUGCACGUUCAAGGAAAUUAGUAUCAAUGAAAUCACAAUGACGUCUAAUAUCUGGCCAA